Messenger RNA from Phytophthora sojae, 714 nucleotides. RefSeq names its product necrosis inducing-like protein NPP1 type. The record is from RefSeq and is a predicted model, not a curated record. Bases 1 to 714 code for a protein of 237 amino acids. Lineage: Eukaryota; Oomycota; Peronosporomycetes; Peronosporales; Peronosporaceae. The transcript has 2 exons.
AUGAACCUGUCGCAACUCCUCUCCACGGCUUUUGCCGCCGCUCUGCUCUGCUCUGUGGGAGCUUAUGACAUUCAGUACGACAAGGUCCACUCGUUUGCUCAGCCCAAGCCAGCCACCACGAGUCUCGAGUUUGAAGACGGCACGUGCCGCCCGUACCCUGCUGUCAAUGCCGCUGGAGAUACCAGCAGAGGGUUGGAAUAUGGCGACACGGGGGUUGAAAGCUGCCAGGGGUCAAGUCUGGGCUCGCAAGUGUAUGGCCGGGCUGCUUGGCACAACGACCUCUGGGCUAUCAUGUACGUGUGGUACUUCCCCAAGGACUCGGGUGAGACGGACAGCCGACACAAGUGGACUGCUGCAGUUGUGUGGCUUGACAACCCUGCUGUCGAGAAGCCGAAGAUAGUCGCCGUGUCAACCAUUGGGCGUGGAGGAGUGUAUGAAGUCGCGACGAGUGGCUCCGACGAGUACCGCAACACGGAAUGCUACACUUUCGAGGAUAAACUCAACGGCACGCACCCCAUGCUCCUCUUCACGAGCGACUACACGUCUAGCGGGGUGGAGUUGACUUCCGACGGCAAAUGGGGCGAGUUCCAGGACCUCAUUAUGUGGGAGCAAAUGACUGAGGAGGCGCGUGAAGGUAUCAGUGAAGCGCAUUUUGCAGCCCCCAUCAUCGACGAAGCCUUCAAACCAAACCUCGAGUCGGCUAGCCCGUACUGA